This is a messenger RNA of Coregonus sp. 'balchen', 11962 nucleotides long. The record is from the annotation of a GenBank genome assembly. Lineage: Eukaryota; Metazoa; Chordata; Actinopteri; Salmoniformes; Salmonidae.
AUGAAACCCUUCAAACGAGGUAGGCAUACAUUUAUGGGAAUUUAGUCUUUAUUUUUUUAUUGGCAGGCAUUAAUUAUCACCCUGACAGUUUGCCCGGCUGUUGGGUUUAAAUGGAAUGCGGCUUUUUGUAGCAAACAAAUGCAGCGUGUGUUUGAAUUUGGAGGAACAGCGAACCAGCUAAGUUAUGUUUGGAAGCAAGCAUGGUGUCCAUCUGGCGGAGCUACAGAACAAUCCUGCAUGCGCGAGGGCGUGCGUUCAGCGGGUUCUUUGUACGUUUGCUACACGAUGGGAAGAUGGCUAGCCAACUUAGUUAACGUUUUCUUUCCUGAUUUUUCGAGCUUUUACCAAAUGUUCUCAUGUUAAAUCUUAUUGAUAUAUUUUUGGAUUUGGCAAAUUGAUAGCAUUCAGGUAGCUAUUGGAUUUAAUUGCAACAGUAAUCUUAACCCCACGAAAUACUAGAUUGAAUGGAACAAGACAGAAUUCCAAGAACUUGCUUUAUUGUUUGUUAGCUAGCCUGCUAACUUUAGCCUAAAACUAGCUAGCUUAGUUCGCCUUGAAGAUGUUAGUAAAUUUAACCAAAACUCAACUUCUGCACGCCUUUGAAGUUUGUCAACGUAUUUUGAAUAGAUAGCUAACUUCGUAUAAAAAAAAGACUGCCUUUUUGUUUUGUAAACACUUUUUUUUGGGGGGGGGGGGGGGGGGGUUUGACAGGAACAGCGUGUGACGUACUGUAGCUAGCAAGCAAAGUACAAUUUAACUCCACGAUGUAGCUACCAUAAAUAUAAAGCAGUGUUCUAGUUAUAUCGCUACUCCGCAUCAACGGAGACGAGUGGGCGGAGUGUACCUCUACUAGUGAGGCGCGAGUUGACUCGUAACCCGCGGGGCGGGUGGGUUUAGGGUCAUGAAAUAUUUUGUUGAUGGAUGGGUUGAAUAAAGAGAGAACAGUACCUUCAAUUAAUUAAUGUACCAUUCUUGUGCAUUUUAUAUAUGUAUAUGCUACAUUGAGGUUUUUCUUUAGUUAUUUUAGACUAUCUGGAAUUAGUGAGUAAGCUUUAGGGCCUGACUGUACUCGCGUCAAAUAGCCUACAAGACAAUCGCCAAAUUAUUUUCGGAACUGGCAGAAAAAGUUAAUGUUGAUCCAAGGCAAAAAGGACAAUGUCGGAGUUUAAUUCAAUAAGAGAAAAGCUGCGAAAUGCAGAGUUGAAAAAGGGCCAGAAAAGUAAUGUUUGGGAAAGAUUUGGUGAAGUGGUAAAAGAGGAGGAUGGCAGUGUGAUGAUUGUGAGGCGCUAUACAAAUUUGACAGUAGCAAGAAGGGUACUUCAAAUAGACUUGUGGCACAUCAAGGGAACUGAACACUAUACUGUUCAGAUGGGUUAAAUAGAAAUCUGGACACUGACUUUAGGUAUAUAACCUCUCAUAGCCUUAAUAUGAACUCCUGCAGAAUCCAGCAAUUCUUGCAGUAAAACAAUACACCAAAUGUAGGCUACAUUUUUACUCUGAAACAUGAGUAGAGAAAUAGGAUUUAUUUAUUUCAGCAUCUUGAGAGAAUGCGAAUGCGCAGUUGGAGGUGCUGUCUUUAUCAGCAUCAUAAAAGCUGACAGUAUUUCAACCACAAAAUAUACAUCCAAGCUAAACUGAAAUCUUAUCAGAAACGUGCUGGGUCAUUUUCACAGCUUUCUACUGGUCAAACUGAUGUCAUUUGGAAAUUUGGCACAAAAUGUUUCCCGUAAAAAAAUAAUUUAAAAAAAGCGAUUUGCAUUUUCUCCCCGGUCUCUAAAUGUCUUUGCACCACUUUACAGACGUCAUCUAGAUUGAAGCAUUCAUUAUAUAAUUUGACAUUAUUCUGGUAAGCAUAGGUUUAUUUAGUCUUCUAGGGAAACGUAUGACCGAAGAGAAGCGGCAUGAAUCUAAUUAUAGACAAGCUGACUACCAAAAUGUCGGAAAUUAGAAGCAGAAACAUAUCUUAAUCAGGCAAAAAAUAAUUUUACACUUUCUACAUUAGCGGCUUAGGAUCGGGUCUCAGAUUUUACAUUUACAUUUACAUUUUAGUCAUUUAGCAGACGCUCUUAACCAGAGCGACUUACAGGAGCAAUUAGGGUUAAGUGCCUUGCUCAAGGGCACAUUAACGUCAUUUAGCAGACGCUCUUAGCCAGAGCGACUCACAAAUUGGUGCGUUCACCCUAUAGCCAGUGGGAUAACCACUUUACAAUUUGGGGGGGGGGGGUUAGAAGGAAUACUUUAGCCUAUCCCAGGUAUUCCUUAAAGAGGUGGGGUUUCAAAUGUCUCCGGAAGGUGGUGAGUGACUCCGCUGUCCUGGCGUCGUGAGGGAGCUUGUUCCACCAUUGGGGUGCCAGAGCAGCGAACAGUUUUGACUGGGCUGAGCGGGAGCUGUGCUUCCGCAGAGGAAGGGGAGCCAGCAGGCCAGAGGUGGAUGAACGCAAUGUCCUCGUUUGGGUGUAGGGACUGAUCAGAGCCUGAAGGUACAGGGGUGCCGUUCCCCUCACUGCUCCAAAGGCAAGCACCAUGGUCUUGUAGCGGAUGCGAGCUUCAAUUGGAAGCCAGUGGAGUGUGCGGAGGAGGUGGGUGACGUGAGAGAACUUGGGAAGGUUGAACACCAGACGGGCUGCGGCAUUCUGGAUGAGUUGUAGGGGUUUAAUGGCACAGGCAGGGAGCCCAGCCAACAGCGAGUUGCAGUAGUCCAGACGGGAGAUGACAAGUGCCUGGACCAGGACCUGCGCCGCUUCCUGUGUAAGGCAGGGUCGCACUCUCCGAAUGUUGUAGAGCAUGAACCUGCAGGAGCGGGUCACCGCCUUGAUGUUGGCGGAGAACGACAGGGUGUUGUCCAGGGUCACGCCUAGGCUCUUCGCACUCUGGGAGGAGGACACAGCGGAGUUGUCUACCGUGAUGGCGAGAUCAUGGAACGGGCAGUCCUUCCCCGGGAGGAAGAGCAGCUCCGUCUUGCCAGGGUUCAGCUUGAGGUGGUGAUCCGUCAUCCAUACUGAUAUGUCUGCCAGACAUGCAGAGAUGCGAUUCGCCACCUGGUUAUCAGAAGGGGGAAAGGAGAAGAUUAGUUGUGUAUCGUCAGCGUAGCAAUGAUAGGAAAGGCCAUGUGAGGAUAUGACAGAGCCAAGUGACUUGGUGUAUAGGGAGAAAAGGAGAGGGCCCAAAACCGAUCCCUGGGGGACACCAGUGGUGAGAGCACGUGGUGCGGAGACAGCUUCCCGCCACGCCACUUGGUAGGAGCGACCGGUCAGGUAGGACGCAAUCCAGGAGUGAGCCGCGCCGGAGAUGCCCAUUUCGGAGAGGGUGGAGAGGAGGAUCUGAUGGUUCACAGUAUCAAAGGCAGCAGACAGGUCUAGAAGGACAAGAGCAGAGGAGAGAGAGUUAGCUUUAGCAGUGCGGAGAGUCUCUGUGACACAGAGAAGAGCAGUCUCAGUUGAAUGACCAGUCCUGAAACCUGAUUGGUUUGGAUCAAGAAGGUCAUUCUGAGAGAGAUAGCAAGAGAGUUGGCUAAAGACGGCACGCUCAAUAGUUUUGGAAAGAAAAGAAAGAAGGGAUACUGGUCUGUAGUUGUUGACAUCAGUGGGGUCGAGUGUUGGUUUUUUGAGAAGGGGAGUAACUCUCGCUCUCUUGAAGACGGAAGGGACAUGGCCAGCGGUCAAGGAUGAGUUGAUCAGCGAGGUGAGGUAGGGGAGAAGGUCACCGGAGAUGGUCUGGAGAAGGGAGGAGGGGAUGGGGUCAAGCGGGCAGGUUGUUGGGCGGCCUGCAGUCACAAGUCGCAGGAUCUUAUCUGGAGAGAGAGGGGAGAAAGAAGUCAAAGCAUAGGGUAGGGCAGUGUGAGCAGGACCAGCAGUGUCAUUAGACUUAACAAACAAGGAUCGGAUGUCGUCAACCUUCUUUUCAAAGUGGUUGAAAAGAAGGUUGACUCACAGCAGGUAACUGUGAGUCAUUUUGCUUGCCGAACAAGCCCAGGCAAUAUUGGUUGUCCAAAUGCGCACUGUUCCCAGCUUCGUGCACUGACCACCACGAUGUAGGCUGCCUGUGGUGGAUAUUAUAAAAUAAGGAUCUGCUGGAGUCCAAGUCAAACCAAGAUUAUUUAUUUUCUGAACUCAGAGAGAAUAAGAGUUACACAGCGCACUGUAGACAGUCUGAAUUCUGAAACAUUUGGUGAUGAGCACAUAUCUUUAUAGUUUCCUGUUUUCUCUUUAUCGCAUAUAGUCGGGUGGUUGUGGAUGGGUUAUUAGCAAUUGUUUGAGUGUGGACAAACAGCUGACCCGCGCUCCACUAGCUCCGACUAAUGGUAGCUAACUCAGUUCCGUACAUAUGUGGGCAACCGCGGCAUUCAAACAAGGCUGCAAUGAAAACUAAUGGGGCUGUAGCGACUGUGUUGGCAUCAAAAUCUGGGGUGUGAACUAAGUUUCGAUUCAGCCUUGAUUGACAUGGUAAUAGACUAAUAGUAUUGGAGAAAAGUUGAAAUAACUGACUUCGCUGUACGUUAAAGUGUGACAUGUCACGAUGUAACGUACAGCACGCAUUAUUCAGUCAUUCUGUGCCGUACAUCCUCUUUCCAGCAGGUGUAGCGCUUCUCUCGCAGAUUAAAAACAAGACAUGAUCAAUGGUGAGUGUAAAGUUAAUUACUCGUGAGUUCAUCAAUAGCUAAUUCAAUCAAUUGUUAAUUUUUCGCAUAAUCAUUACACUCAAACCGUGACACCCACAGUUUCAUUGUGAAAAAUUUAGCGCUGCCCUAAAAACCCUAUUCAAAUUCGACACAAACCUUAAAAUAGGUAUGUAAUGAGACAUUAUAUAUAAACUCUUUAUAAUGUUUUAUUUACAUUUUAGAGGCGAUACGUUGGACAGCUUUCGCUUCCCCACCCGCCAUUUUAAAAAGACCCGGCGGAGCACCAUUGCUUUCUUCGAUCAUGCAGAGACUAGCAGCAGGAAGGUCUCGUCAUUAACUUUGCUGGAAGGGGAGAAAUUGUGCUUUACAGUGGUAUUCAUAUUACAUUUGACCUGGAAGUAUUACGUUUUUGGGGCACUUAAAUAAGGUCAAAUGUACAGAACAGAGCGUUGUACAAAAGUGCGUUAGCUACCGUUACACCGAGUCGCUGUAUUUGAUUUAUGUUUUAUUAAAAAGGAUGAAUUUCAGCAAACAAAGGCACGUCUUCUGAAAAUACCUCGUCUUAUUGGACAACUGAUGCGUCCUCCUUCAGAGGAAGAUGGGGAGGAAGAAGAUGAUGAUGAAAAAAUGUAUGCACUCACUAACUGUAAGUCGCUCUGGAUAAGAGCGUCUGCUAAAUGACUAAAAUGUAAAUGUGUCAAACUCAGCAGGUAACUGUGAGUCAUUUUGCUUGCCGAACAAGCCCAGGCAAUAUUGGUUGUCCAAAUGCGCACUGUUCCCAGCUUCGUGCACUGACCACCACGAUGUAGGCUGCCUGUGGUGGAUAUUAUAAAAUAAGGAUCUGCUGGAGUCCAAGUCAAACCAAGAUUAUUUAUUUUCUGAACUCAGAGAGAAUAAGAGUUACACAGCGCACUGUAGACAGUCUGAAUUCUGAAACAUUUGGUGAUGAGCACAUAUCUUUAUAGUUUCCUGUUCUUCGGCGGGACUUUGUCUAUACAAGGACGCAGGUGCAAGCUGGUUUGCUGCACAGGAUGAUACUCCCAAGAACAUAAGAUUAUAAUAGGACCGUUUUACAAGGUUAGUCACAUACUCAGAUAUGUGGUCACACAACAAAAUGUCCCAUUACAACACACGCAUAGUACAUACUGUACAUCAUAAGCAUAAUUUACACACACACACACAGUCAGGUCAGACAGAUCCAGCUCUUGAGCUCCAUCAGCAGGGGAUUUUCAUUUAGAAUACGUUUAUGCAACAAACGUUAGUGCAUCGGACCGAAUUGCAUCUAUUCGUUCUUUCAAACCGAAUCGUUUCAAACUAAAACGUGUCGUAUCGGAGCCCAUGUAUCUAGAUGUGUAUCGACUCGUCUUGAAAGCGAAAGAUGCACAUCCCUAGUCGAUUGGGAUCUAUAGGAGUACAGCGCCAUCUCCCAUCCCUGGAUUGAGGUACGUUUUCUGACCUGUAUCUCACGCGGGCGCUGUCUUGAUCUUGGCAUAGCUCCAUUCCGACUAGAGAGAAGUUAUAAACAUCUAGUCGGAUUCUUAUGGCUACCAAGUUUGGUAGCUAGCAUAUUUAUAAUAAAUCAUCAGUUUUGCCCUUUCAUGCGCAAUUGUUCUAACUUCAUUGUAGCUAGCCGCAAACGCCCUGUAAGCCAUUGAAUUCACAUUCAUUUUGGGGAUGCAAAAAAGUUAAAAGAAUGUCCAUUGCUCCAGGACUGAAAUUCCCUGGCAAAAGGUGAAAAUAGCCCCUCGCACAGUCUAUAGAUCCCUAGCUGCUGGAGAUGGUGAUAUGCACACAAUCUCCUUUUGUGAGGACCGGAGCUCACUCCAGGGGUCAGAUUUCACCAAGAGAAAGACAUUUACUGCAUUCUAUACCCUGGGAGAAACCAUGCUCCAUUUUGAGUUGGUCUUCCCCAGUGCCACAAAUAAUGAUUUGGGGAAUGAAGACAAAUCUUGUUUUCAAUGUGUGUGUGUGUGUAUGUAUAUAUAUAUGUAUAUGUAUAUGUAUAUGUAUAUGUAUAUGUAUGUAUAUAUGUAUGUAUAUGUAUGUGUAUAUUUUUCUUCUUCUUCCAAUUAGCAUAUAUUGUCACUUAAUUUAUUGAUGGUGUGUCAUUGUGCCAUCAUGCACGCUUGUACAGUUGUACUCAACUAACUACUACACCCACACUUGCCUAUCAGUCAAUCAGUGUAACUUGAUUUAUGUAUCAAUCACAUUGCUGACAUAAAUCAUAGAUCAUAUUGUAGGCCGAGUACUGAUCAAUACUUCACCAACCUGUUUCUUUAUAGAUCGGUGAAUGCACGAUAAGAGAACAAACAAGAAACACAGGCCUACACAACAAGUAGUUGGUUAUGUCAGUCUCUGUUUUGGAGGGAAAGCAAUACAUUCUAUAACAAGUUAGUGAAUGUCCAACCCUGGCCUAUUAUGAGCGCAAACAGUGUCCCCCCAUACAAACACUAGCACUGCCUACCAACUGACUCACCAACCCCCUCUGUACCCCCUGUCCUCAGCUCUGGAAGAGGAGCGGAUGCGAGAGCAGGAGCUGUCAGCCAUGUCUGACAGUGACCCCUUUGAGGACGACAGCUUCCCUCUCGACCUGUCUGGAGGUGGUGGGGGCUCGGGCAAGCGGCGUCGGCGUGGCAACCUGCCCAAGGAGGCGGUGCAGGUGCUGCGGAGCUGGCUGUACGAGCACCGCUUCAACGCCUACCCCUCAGAGCAGGAGAAACUCGGCCUGUCAGAUCAGACCAGCCUCUCUGUGCUGCAGGUGAGUUGAACGGGAACAGUCUAGCCUUUUUAAAAUAAACAAUGUACAAAAAAAAUUCCUUGUUCAUUCUUGCUCCCAAAUGCUUGAAUUGAGCCUAAUCAUACAGCAGUCCACAGACAACAUUUUGGCCUACAGUAGCCUUCGCCAGGUGGAAACUUUGAGCUGUGUAGUGGAGCACCAACACAGGGCUGGGUGAUAUGGCCUAAAAAUCAUAUCUCAAUUUUAUUUUCAAACUUAUUGGCGAUUCAAGAUCUCUCUAAAUAAGCAUUGUUGUUUAAAGGUCAAAUACACUGCAUUUCAAGCAGUCAGCAAUAAUCAAAUGUUUUUUGUUGUUGCAAUAAUCACUGAUCUGGCUUUCAGGUCAGUCUAUGAAAAUGCAGUUUUUGUAAAAAAUGUAGUAGAACCAUGCAUAAUGCACAUUCCCUAAUAAUGACUAACUUCUUGUAGCAGGCAUUAGGCUAAAGAAAAUUAUCACAGGUCUCAUCAACGGUCUCUCAAGCCCACGUGCUAGGGAUUAGCCAGCUAAUCUUUAUAUUUCAAGUUUAGCCAACUUGGAUCUAUUUGCUAGCUAACAAGGUUGAACAGUUGAAUUGUUAUGAACACACCCUUCUGUUUGAAAAGCGUGUUAUCCUGUCCACUUUGUUCAGAUGUUGAAAUCAAGUGGGCUUGAAAAAGAAAAGGAAAGCCGCACACUCCAGGAGCUCAGAUGCAAUUUAAUAUCCUAAUAACCAACAUUUCGACAGACAAGCUGUCAAGUGGGCUACCUUAUUUCUCAGAAUGAGAACGAGUUGCCAAUUCCUUAUUGUUUUAUGCUUAUUGCACAUUUAUAAAACAGACUAGGCUGUUAGUAUAACAGUCUUUGGCUAAAAUGCUGCUAGUGGUAAGUGGUAACCCAUUGCCACAUGUGACAAACUGAGCAUUCAUUUUCCAGAAUCAAUGUUCAUUGAUACACUCGUUUUAGUUGUCUGCUUUGUGCUCAAUUUGACUAGUUGAGACAUAAAAAGGGUAUCAUUAGAAACGUUUGCUAUUACAGUAAAAUAAAGUCUCAAUGUGUUUUGGUGUCAAUAUGACCUAUUCUGUUGGACCGAACCUCAACUGCAAUUAGUGAGUUGAAACUGCUUGUCAGAGAGGAAGAUGUGGUUUCAACUUUGUUGGCGUGAGGCAGUGGGAGGGGCUUGGGGUGUGUGUGUAAACCAUAGAGGAAGAGGUGACGCAAGAUGUUUCACUUUCGCUAAAACCUGUCCAAAAUAAAGCCAAUGCGUUUCUAUGGGCUUAUUUUGUACCUAAGCCUGUCGCCUACCUUCCCGCCUUUGGGACAACGACUCCCAUUGUUAGGGCGGAGACGUGCAUCUCGUCAUUAUAUACAGAUCUCUGGUGUAACUGGGAAGGUGCACAGAGGAGCGACGGAGACGAGACCAAAAACAAGCAGACAAACGCUCCUAAAAACGAAAAAGAACAAAACCUCGAUACAGGCAUUUGGAAUGUCGUGCAAAAAUACAAUUUAGAAUGAAUCAAAUGAAUUCUAUAUAUAUCGCCCAGCCCUACACCAACAUAGCCUAUACCCUAGCAAGGUUUGCUUUGAACUAUUCUAACAAACUAUUAGGUCCGGUUUCGGCAUGUUCCCCUCGAUUAGUUUAAAUGUCCUCCAGUCGAAUUGUUCCAGAUAUGCUGAUUAGUGCCUGAUGCAGUGUAAACAGAUGAUCAUAGCAGACACUUGGGCCUAGAUGGAGUCAUGAUUACGUACUCACUCUGUUGAAGAUGGUUGUUUUUCUUAUCAGAUAUUGUGUUCUCUAUUGGCCUCCAUGACCGUUUUAUGUGUGCGGGGAGAUGAACGCCGUAGCACCUAUAGGCCUACUUCAGGCCGGUGCUAAAUGGAGAUCCAUCCCAUGAUAUUUACGUUGUACUUAUCGUCGUACUUCAGCUCUAGGGUGUUUCUCAACAGCUUUAGCAAACGACAGUAUUCAAAUGUCACAUGAGUGCGGUACUACUGUACGGAUGAAUUUGACACCGUCGCCGUAGUCUUCCCUUCUCACCUUGUAGGACACCCAUUUGUUGUUGUUUCCUCUCUCCUCAAAUACUCACGCAUUCACACCCCAGGAGUGGUGACAUGAGGAAUUCCUGGACUGAGCAGAGAGCAAGCAGAGCUGACAAACCUAUAGUGCAGUGGAAUGCCCCUGGUUGGCUGCGCUCUACUUGCUCUGUUGAGCAGCGUUUUCCAGCUGAGACUUCAUUAAUGCCAGCUGCCUUCAUCUCACUGUGUGUGGGAGGUUUUUACCACAAGAUGGAGGUCAACAAGGCCUGGAGGAGUGCAGGAGAAUGAACAUGUGGGCAGAAGUCUCAUUCCAAAAAACUGCUCUCGGACCAGUUUGAGCUCUUCAUUAUAUGCCUCAAUUGAGUUAUGAGUUGAGCUAAUUAUUAUUGUCUUGUAGUUGACUUGGCACACUAAACUAGAAAGUACAAGUGACUUGAGAUUUACACUCGGUGGCCAGUUUUAUUAGGUACACCCAUCUAGUACCGGGUCGGACCCCCCUCCAGAACAGCCUGAAUUUUUAGUGGCAUGGCUUCUACGUGGUGUCGGAAAUGUUCGUUGCUCAAUUGGUAUCAAUGGACCUAACGUGUGCCAGGAAAACGUUCCCCACACCAGUACACCACCACCACCAGCCUGUACCGUUGACACCAGGCAGGAUGGGUCCAUGGACUCAUGCUGCUUACGCCAAAUCCUGACAAUGCCAUCAGCAUGACGCAACAGGAACUGGGAUUUGUCAGACUAGGCAAUGUUUUUCCACUCCUCAAUUGCCCAGUGUUGGUGAUCAUGUCCCCACUGGAGCCACUUCUUCAUGUUUUUAGCUGAUAGGAGUGGAACCUGGUGUGGUCGUCUGAUGCAAUAGCCCGUCCUUGACAAGGAUCGACUAGAGUUGUGCGUUCUGAGAUGCCGUUCUGCAGCGUUAUUUGUCUGUUUGUUGCCCGCCUGUUAGCUUGCACGAUUCUUGCCAUUCUCCUUCAACCUCAUCAAUGAGCUGGUUUAGCCUACAGGACUGCUGCUGAUUGGAUAUUUUUUGUUUGUCACACCAUUCUCGGUAAACCCUAGACAUUGUCGUGCGUGAAAAGCCCAGGAGGGUGGUCGUUUCUGAGAUGCUGGCACCGACUAUCAUACCACGCUCAAAGUCACUCAUUUUGCCAUUCUAACGUUCAAUCGAACAAACAGUAGAUGCCUGUCUGCCUGCUUUCUAUAGCAAGCCACAGCCACGUGACUGACGAUCCAUUUAGGAGCGAUCCAUUUUCGUGAACGAGGUACCUAAUAAACUGUCCAUAUUCUUGUAGUUUGGUUCUUGAGGGAAUCCAUGUUAGGCUUUUGAGAUGCACCCCAGUUUUUUUCGCAGGCGUUGUUAAAGUUACUGACUCCUCUUUUCCAGAUAUGCAACUGGUUCAUCAACGCCCGCCGCCGCCUCCUCCCUGACCUGCUCCGCAAGGACGGCAAAGACCCUACCCAGUUCACCAUCUCCAGGCGGGCAGGGAAGAGCGAGGGCCGCCCAUCCACUGGAGGAUGUGGUGGAGGUAAUUACCCUGAAAGCCCCACCUCCUCAGUCCCCUCUCCAGCCCUGCCCCCUCUCAGGCCCUCUGUCAUCCGGCCAGCCCCCACACUAGACCUCAGCCUCCUGGGAAAUACUGCCACUACCAUCCUUUUGGGAGCUGGCUACCCCGGCCAAGAGGGCUACUGCGUCCAGGCCCUGAUGCAGUUGGACAUGCAGGGUCUCCUGAGGAGGGUGGCUGAGGAGAACAGCUCCAAGGUUAUCAGCGCCAGCCCCACUGGCGGGCUAUUCAACACGCCGCCCCCCACACCUCCAGAGCUGUGCCCCAGCCAGGACUUCAGUGACCUGAGGUUGCUGGUGGAUGCAGCUCUCCAGAGGGCUGCCGAGCACGAGAGUCAGAAGAGGCUGCUUCAGGAGUACCAGAGCAGGGCCGCUACAGAAGCCACAGGUGGCUGCAGCCACAGCAGCAGUGCUAUGGGUCCGACCCCUCCACCGGCGCAGAGCCAAGCUACAAUUGACUCGCCCAAAGAGCAGAGUCCUACGGACAAGGCUGUGGUGUCCCCAGUUUCAGUACUAAUCCCUGUCACAGUCUCCUCUGCACCUAAACUCGCCGUGGCCUCUGUACCGGCUCCAACUGUGCCUCCCCGCCUAGCCCAAAAGCCAGUCCUAGUGCCAGUUUCAACCCCUGUUCCAACCAAACCCCCUGUCCCAGCCCCAAGCCCUGUUCAAACCUUUGCCCCUGCACCAACUUUGUCCUGUGUCCCAACCUUAGUCCCAGCUCCAAGCUCUACCCAAGUCCCAACCCUAACCCCGGCCCCACCUUUAGCCCCAGCACCACCAGCCCUCACCCCAUUCCUGGGCCUGGCCUCCCUCCAGCCCCUGUCCUCCUCCAUCCCCAACAGCAGUGUCCAGAGGGCCCAGUCGGUGCCCAGUGUGUGGAGUGUGGUCCACAGUGACGUUACUGUCCGACAGCCUGUCCCAGUGGUUCAGACUCCCAUGGCCACCAUGUGGGGGUCACAGCACACCCUGCGCGCCGUCAGCGAAACGGUCAAUUAG